This is a messenger RNA of Solanum verrucosum, 619 nucleotides long. RefSeq lists its product as uncharacterized. The record is from RefSeq and is a predicted model, not a curated record. The coding region runs from base 59 to 478 and encodes 139 amino acids. Lineage: Eukaryota; Viridiplantae; Streptophyta; Magnoliopsida; Solanales; Solanaceae. The transcript has a single exon.
AUUCAUAGUAAUAUACACAUAUCAAUUCCUUAAAUAUUUUCACAAGACUUUCAAUACGAUGAAUGUAACAAGUGAUGAUUCCUCCACAAAGCAAUCUUUGAAUAACAAAGAUAAUAUAUUUCUUCCCACAGGCACAACUUGCACUCAAGAUGCUUUAUACAGAAUUGCAUUUCUGACGGCUAUUGCAAUAUUUCAGCUUCCAUUCGAGAGGAUAAAUGAAGAUUUAGUGCCAACUGUGAUAUUCACAAGAAAGCCUCUUCUCUUUCAAGCAUUUGUGUUUUCUCUCAUGUUUGCAUUCUCAGGUUCGAUGGCGUCGGAAUCCAUGAAGGAAAACCAGCCAAAGAUAGCAUUAUUAUGUCACAAGCUGGCGAUAUUUUCAGUAGCAGUGGCAGGGGGAGUAUUUGCCUUGUCGAGUUUACUAUCUUUUUAUAAUAUUGAGAUGGUGGAUGCUUCAGGUAACCCAAUCAUUGGUGCCUGAUUUAUUCUAGCUCUCACUGGUUGUUCAUGCAAACGCCAAGUCGCCAUAGCAGUGUGUUUUUGUCAAUGUAGACGUUCUACCUUUUUACAUACUCCACUUUGUUGUAUGAACCUAAUAUAAAAUAUAUGACUUGCUUGAAUA